Anopheles maculipalpis is the source of this 1226-nucleotide messenger RNA. Its product is annotated as secernin-2. Gene Ontology annotation, biological process: proteolysis. The coding region runs from base 98 to 1210 and encodes 370 amino acids. Gene Ontology annotation, molecular function: cysteine-type exopeptidase activity; dipeptidase activity. The transcript has a single exon. NCBI's taxonomy places the organism in Eukaryota, Metazoa, Arthropoda, Insecta, Diptera, Culicidae. The record is from RefSeq and is a predicted model, not a curated record.
CGCACUGCGGCGGAGCAGUCUGAACGAGACAGCGUAAGGUGCCAAUAGACAAACACACGUACAUAUACACACACGCCGGGUCCACAGCGAGAGGAAAAUGUCUGGCAACGGUGGCGAAACGUUCGUUGUGCUUCCGCCUUGCACGGAAUCCAACCGAAAGCAGAUCAUUUUCGGCCGCAAUGGAACGGGAUCAACCGAGCGGGUCUCCGAGGUAGUCUAUCUGCCGGCAACGGAUGCAAGUGAAGCAAUCACUCUGCCAAAUGGGUGCGUGAUCGAGAGAACGGUUAGCUUUGGAGUGAUCCUCAAUAAACCGGCUGGCAGCUGGGGCGCGGAAAGUGGUUCCAACGAAAAAGCAGUCACGAUCGGUCUAUCCUACAGUGAGGGGUCCGGCGAGGAAGGUAAAAUGUCGGCCCUGGAUCUGGUUCGAUUGGGGCUGGAGCGUGGUGAUAGUGCGCCCAGUGCCAUUGAUAAGCUUGUGGCGCUCGUUGAGCAACACUGUCCGGAAGAUCGAAAUGCACUGAAGGCUGCCUUUGUAGUAUGUGAUCCUGCGGCCGUUUGGCUGCUAAACGUUGCGGGUCAACUCUGGGCAGCAAAGCAGAUCCAAGACAGUAGCAUAGCAUUGGCCGCCAACGGUCUGACGAUCGGAACCGACUUCGACCGUAGUUCGGAUGAUCUUGUCUCGAAAGCGCAGGCGGCCGGAGCGUGGGACGGUACCGGUGAGUUUAGUUUUAGUGAUGCAUUUGGGGGUAGCCCGGCUACGGCCGCUGUUCGUUCCUGGCCGGCAAAUGAACCGGGCGUGGAGGGAGCAUUCGGGUUGAAGCAAAUGUUCGAAUGCCUUCGUGCGGUUGGUGCCGAUCCGCCGACCGGUUCUAGCCAGGUUUCGGUUUUGAGUGGGGAAGGUGAGCUUGCCUGCCACUGGUUUACCGCGACACCACAGGUCGGUGAGUCGGUCUUUAAACCAUUUAUCUUUACUGCCGGGGCAAAGAUUUCGCCCCUAACACGAGUACCCGACGGUGAAACUCAAACACUGCUGCACCGGCUGCACAGCAACCGGAAGUGGGAGUUGGUCGGUAGCUUACUUAGCUCGCUCGAGGCCACCUGCAUGGACGAGGUGAAUCGCUUCCUGAGUGAACACUCGGGUGACGCAAGCCAAGAGCUGGACGAACUUAUGAAAGACUGCGUCGAGGCGGAGGUGAAGUUCUAUCGUUAGAGCGAAACUCCGGAAC